GUAAAAGCAGAAGAUCCAGACCUGAAUAACAUCUUUGCCUCUUUAGGACCCUGUAUCCCUGCUCUCUCAUAGGGAAAGCCACUGGAGUCCCUCCUGGUCCCAGUGAGUGUGGCGUCUUGCUUCGGAAUGUCCUAGAGCUACUUUCCUUCUGAGGCAGAGGUGUGGGAGCACUCCCAGGUUUGUUCUACAAAACAUGUCUGAGAGAAAAAAAGGAAAGUUUGUUCUGCCCUACAAUAACUACUGGACAGGCGGAGAUGAAGAAUAUGAUGAUGAUUAUAGCUCAUCUCAAAGAAGAAAAGGUUUGAGUUCCUUCCAAGAUAAUUAUUGGAAGAAAAACCUUGGUCAAUAUUAUCAUGAUGAAUAUGAAUCUAAUCCUUCACAACUUAAGGAGAAUAGAAAGAAGAAACGGAAGAAUAGCCACAGGAACUUCCGCGUAAGAUACAAACCCUACACCGUCAGAAACAAGAGGAGAGUGAGAUGGCAAUGCGAAGGCAAUAUCAGUGUUACUGUGUGGGCAGAUAAAAAAUCUCCAGAAAUUGGAACAGGAGAUAAUUCACAAAAUGAAAGCCUGGGGAAAUGGUUCAAGAUCACAAUUCCCUAUGGGAGAAAGUAUGACAAGAUGUGGCUCAUCACCACCAUCCAAAGCCAUUGCAGUGUGUCCUUUACUCCAGUGGAUUUUCACUAUGUGAAGAGCCGGGCUAGGUUUUUCACCCAGGAUCCUCGUGUUGCCUGUGCAUUGAGGGAUGUCAGCUGUAAGAUUCUUGAUGAGGAGAACCGAAAGAUUUGUAUCUUUGUCAGUCAAUCUUUUGAGCCCUUCUCUGUGCGGAAUAAAUUGAAGCCAGAAGAAAUGGAGCAGCUAGAGCUGACCAUGAUAAAAAGGUACGACGAUUCCCAGAAAUCUCUUGAUCUCCAAAAGCUCCGCUAUGACCCAGACUUGGUGAACCAUGCUAUUGAUAUAGUCCUGAAUCGAAGAAACUGCAUGUUUGCUGUCCUGCAGAUCAUAGAAAGGAGUUUCCCUGAGCUGUUAUCUUUGAACUUGCGCAACAACAAACUGCACCAGCUUGAUGGCUUGUCUGAUAUUACACAGAAGGUCACUACAAUCAAAAUCCUGGACCUCUCCAAAAAUGAACUGAAGUCGAUGUGGGAGCUGAGCAAGAUCAAAACACUGAAUCUUGAAGAGUUGUGCCUGAAAGGGAACCCCCUGUGUGAAACCUUUCCAGACAGUUCCUCCUACAUAAGUGCUAUCCAGGAUUAUUUUCCCACAUUAUUGUGUCUGGAUGGCCUGAAGUUAUGCCAGCCAGUUAAUGACAAUGUUUCCCUCCCGAUGAACCUUUGCAAGGAAAAGAAAGACUCACACUCACUGAAGAAUAUGAUUAUGCAUUUCCUUAAGCAGUAUUACUGGAUCUAUGAUUGUGGAGACCGGCGGGGUCUCCUGGAUGCUUACCAUGAUGAUGCCUGCUUCUCUCUGUCUAUUCCCUUCAACGAUGAAGAUCCAUCUUCAAGCCACUUGUGUGAGUAUUUAAAGGACAAUAAGAAUAUGAAGAUACUCAAGGAUCCUGAUCUGCGGGCACAGCUGCUAAAGCAUACAAAGCAUGACAUUGUGCGUUUCCUCUGCGUAUUGCCUCAGACACAGCAUGACAUCGAUAGCAUUAUGAUAGACAUGUGGAUGCAGUCGGGAACCAUGAUCUGCUUUUCUGUCCAUGGGGUGUUCAGAGAAGUGGACAAAAACUAUCAGGAUUCUCUUUGUACCUUUACCCGGACCUUCAUCACUGUCCCUGCCAGAAAUCCCAGCCUGUGCAUCAUGAAUGAUGAAUUUUUUGUGAGGAUCUCCACUCCGAGUUUGCUCAAGAGUGCAUUUUCUAUCCGACUGUACACACUUUCCUCCAGUUCUGUGCCCAUUUUAUCCAAGGACCAGAAGGAUAUGAUUCGCACAUUCUCUAUCCACUCUGGGAUGAACGUUCAGUCGUCUCAUAAGUGCCUUGAGGACAACAAUUGGAACUACAGAAUAGCUUUUCAGAACUUCAUUAGGAUGAAGAAUGAAGGAAAGAUCCCAGAAGAGGCCUUUCAAGAAACUCCCUAACGGGAGCCUUUGGAUGUUAUUUUUAUCUACAGCAUAUAUGAUUUAUUUUCUCCAGCUUUUGCUCAAAUCCAUGCCUGGGGUUGAAGGUCUGACUGACCAAGAAGCCUGAGUUAUUUUAUAAGCCAAGUAGCAUAACAGCUGAAAUAAUGCUUUUUUCUCUGUAUUUUUCCCCAAACAUGUUUACGUUUUAUUUUCAAAAUAAAGA
Messenger RNA from Sorex araneus (European shrew), 2285 nucleotides. Its product is annotated as nuclear RNA export factor 2-like. NCBI's taxonomy places the organism in Eukaryota, Metazoa, Chordata, Mammalia, Eulipotyphla, Soricidae. Gene Ontology annotation, molecular function: protein binding; RNA binding. The transcript is spliced from 22 exons. Gene Ontology annotation, cellular component: cytoplasm; nucleus. Bases 194 to 2080 code for a protein of 628 amino acids. Gene Ontology annotation, biological process: poly(A)+ mRNA export from nucleus. The record is from RefSeq and is a predicted model, not a curated record.